Camellia sinensis is the source of this 751-nucleotide messenger RNA. NCBI's taxonomy places the organism in Eukaryota, Viridiplantae, Streptophyta, Magnoliopsida, Ericales, Theaceae. The record is from RefSeq and is a predicted model, not a curated record.
UUCACCAUUUCCAUCACUCCCAACAUUCUCUCCAAAGCACACACAGCCUAAUUUCCCAAACCAUUCAAGACUUUUUGGUGUCAUUGAAAUGGCUUCAAAGGCACUAGCUUCAACUACUCUCCUCCUCACCCUCAACCUCCUCUUCUUCACUCUAGUCAGUUCCAAUUAUGUCCCAUGCCCACCACCACCAUCAAAAACACCCAGCCACCACCACUACCCAUCUCCUCCAAACCACUACCCAUCUCCUCCACCAGCCAAGGCCACUUGCCCUACAGACACCCUUAAGUUGGGUGUGUGUGCCAACUUGCUCAAUGAUUUGGUGCACCUAGUCGUUGGAACCCCGGCGAUGACUCCUUGCUGCUCCCUCAUUGGGGGACUUGCUGAUCUUGAAGCUGCUAUUUGCCUUUGCACUGCCAUUAAAGCUAAUGCCUUGGGGAUUAAUCUUGAUGUUCCUGUUUCUUUGGGCUUGUUGCUGAAUUACUGUGGAAAGAAAGUCCCCACUGGCUUCCAAUGUGCUUAGAGCUGCUUUUGUUUAUUUCUCUCACAAUGUAUUGUAUUUCUUUCUUUUGAACUUUUUCACUGUUUUCACUUAUAUUGUUGUGGAGUAUUUACAACAAAUAAUUAUGGGUACUGAAAUGAAUAAUUUCUUCGAAGGAAAAAAUGUAAGCAAUGUGUAAUGGGUUCUAUUGGAAGGGUUGAUCUGAUCCCAUCACUAUAAGAAAAAUUAUUGCCUCGCAAUUUCCAUUUCUCA